This is a messenger RNA of Staurois parvus, 465 nucleotides long. The record is from the annotation of a GenBank genome assembly. NCBI's taxonomy places the organism in Eukaryota, Metazoa, Chordata, Amphibia, Anura, Ranidae.
GCCCAGUAUACUCUGCUAACUACCACAUAUCAGUCCCCUGCUCCCACUCGCUGCACCUAUCCUAUCUUUAACCCUGUAAAGAAGUCCUCUGUAGCAACUGCUCCCUCCUUUGUUCCAUCCCUCAGCUCUUCUCUGCCUACAGCUGCUCUAUCCACUUACAAACCUGCGCUUACUUCCUGCACUCCAGUAACUAAAACCAGGAAAAAGCAAAAAUUCUUUCCAACCAAUACCAUCCUGCCAGUAUUCAAACCGGUCAGCCUGCCGUCUGAGAACCCGCCUUCCAUGGUUCAGCCUGAUACCCUGAUGCCCGAUGUCCCAGUGUACCCUACCCAGCUUGAUGUGUCUACCGAUGACCCAAUGCCCGCUGUCGAGCCAGAUGACCCGCUGCCCACUGUCAAGCCAGAUAACUCGAUGCCUGAUGACCCGAUGACCCGGUGCCCGCUGUCGAACCAGACGAUCCAAUGC